Haplochromis burtoni (Burton's mouthbrooder) is the source of this 4073-nucleotide messenger RNA. RefSeq names its product transmembrane protein 119a (gene tmem119a). Lineage: Eukaryota; Metazoa; Chordata; Actinopteri; Cichliformes; Cichlidae. The coding region runs from base 1506 to 2267 and encodes 253 amino acids. The transcript is spliced from 2 exons. Gene Ontology annotation, biological process: ossification; positive regulation of bone mineralization; positive regulation of osteoblast differentiation. Gene Ontology annotation, cellular component: plasma membrane. The record is from RefSeq and is a predicted model, not a curated record.
UUUUGUUUUGUUUUUAUUUUUUUUAUCAUUUGAAUAAAGUAAAAGUCAAUUCUGAGUUCAUACAGUUCUAACAAGCUUGAAACUCAAUACUUGGUAUGAGCCAUCCUUAAGAUGGACCAACUGAAGGGAAAAAUCUUCUCUCACGUCUUGUGUCAGGUCUUUGCUAGAUUUUUUUUUUUUCUUCUGUUUCUUAAUCGCAUAGAUGUGUGCAGGUUUUGGCCAACAGUUCUUUGGGAAUCACCUUGUUGGUGCAAACAUGCUAGUUUGUGCCUGUCACACUUUAAUCUUUACCAUUUUCUACAGAUUCAACUUAACAAAUAGUUACUACCAGCCUCUUAUAACACCUACUUUAUUCCAAAGUGGCUAAAUAUAGAACUUGGUUCUUUGUUUGUUAUGUGCAGACACAACACUGGUGCCUUUUUUAAUGCAUGGAUGAUUCAUGGGUCAGGGUUAAGUGGCUUAAAAAAGAAAAACAUUCCUGUGAAAAUGGACGGGUACAAGAACUGGACUGAAAAUGAAUGAAAAAGCAGCCAAUGUCCAAAGAAAACUGAAAGAUUUCCAGAAAAUGGCCUUCAGAAAGUGUUUUUUCAGACCACUAUAAGAAAGGUUUGGCUCCCUGGAAAGAAAAAAAACCUAUAAUUGACACUUUUACGCAGUACUGUGUAACAAGACGAGAAACACGAGCACCCUUAAAUAAAUGCCCUGCAAGUUAAACAGUUAUCCAGUGCUCCUAAAAGUCCAUUUAGUUCAUAUAUUUGCUCUGUACAUGUGUUUCAGGAUGAAAAGAGUGCUUUCUCCCUGUACUGGUCUUGUAUGCCCUGCAGAGACAGGCUGUAAUCAGCAGGAACGUAAUUAGAGAGUAUUCAGUGCAGGCCAAAAAAAAGUUGUGGAACUCGCCCCACCAAGAAUAGAAAUACCCUUUUCCGAAGAACUUGGGACUAACAUGCACCAACUGCAACAUAUUUGUUUUAAAGAUAAACACUGAGGCUAAGGUUGUAUCUGUCAGUCAGACUGUGAAUGGACGAGCACAUACUGUGGCAAAUUAGCCUUUCAUUGCAAAUAAAGACUGUUUCUAUUUGUAGAGCAUCCCGUGUAUCUUUUGUCCUGUUAGUGUGAAGUAUCACCAUGUUCAGAUCAAAUGUUUCUCAAAAAAACAUAUGUAUGAUAAAAAAAAUCUGGUCCCACAUGGCCGGCUACAUGAACUUACCAAGAGUUAGGCUGUUGGAGGAUAGAAAGUUCAGAAAGAAAAAGAGGGAGGAGAACCUGAAGAUGGAGGGCUGGACAUGAGUUUGAGGUGAGGAUACUUUUAAGAGCUCAGUAAAACAACAAGUCGGCACAAGUCAGCAGGGAGGGCGAAUCCUCGGAAACGGUCUUCCACUCUUACUUUCUCGUCUGUCCGUCUUGUCUUGUCUCCCCCUUUUCCUCCCUCUUUCUGCAGUCUUACUCACAGCUUCGUGCUGCACAGAAGAGAAGCCAAGGCUAGCACAUCCUGACUCAAAGAGAAGAUGAAGUCUCACUUGGUGUUUCAGGUCUCCUGUGUGACCCUGCUCUCGCUGUGCUGCUCUGUGUGUCACGCCACACCUCUGUUCUACAACAUAUCCAUGGACGGCAGCGGAGAUGAAGCCGAGCUGGAGCUCCUUUUCCCGGUGUCUUUCUCCACCCGCGCGCCUGUUCACGUUACCGCCGCUACCGGGAGUCCCACUCUCACCAACACCAUAACCACCACCAUGAUCCGUCUGAAGGACUACGUCCUGACCCGAGUAGUGGACUUCCUGCAGGAGAACAUGCUCAUCAUCAUCGUGGUGACCUCUCUUCUCAUCGUCAUGGUCUUCAUCAUCUGCUGUGCCUCUGCAAUGAGUCACAAGCGCAAGCUGGAGGCAUAUAAGCCCCUACCUCAUCCACCCAGGAAGUAUACGGCCGAUAAAGCCGGAGGACGCAAGGAUUCAAGUGACCUGCAGGAGAAACCGUACGCCGUCGAUCACGUCAAGAGGGUCCAGACUCAGAGCAUGUCCUCCCCGAAGAACCUGCGGAUGCCCUCCAAGGCGCUGGUGGGAGAGAGAGGGAGAGACGUCCGGUCAUCACCUCGACAGGAGGUCAGAAAGGUCAGAGAUACAGAGGCAGUGGAAAAGCGGAGAGAGGAACCAAAACACAAAGAGAAGGUGAAGCACAGGGAGGAGGUUCAGCAGAGCUCCAGUCCCAGCACCAGCUCCAGCUCUAGCUCCAGUCAGCCAGUCUGCACCUGCCAUCUGAAAAAAGGCCACCACUAGGUCACAGUGGUGGCCUUUUUCUCGCUUUUUAAACAAGAUCAGAAACGGGCAAAGGCAAAAUGGGUCCUCAAAAUGUGUUUUCAUUAGAAUAGCCUUACAGAGGGAAAUAGGUCUAUAUUUAAGUGAAGUCAUGCCUCAUGAAGAAAAAUUACCCAUCAUUAAAGUCUAAGAUCUAGAUUUAAAUAUACAGUGAAGAGGAUUAUUACCCAAAUCACUGGUUACUGAAAAGAUUACAAAUGGUACAGCUCAAAUUGUUUGAUUGAUAAGCAGGCACGAGGAAAGAUAGCAGCAUACCGAGACCCUUUUAACGGCCACUUUGUCUUCAUGUGCCGAAAACAACUUUAACUUGGCAUGGCAAGCACAGGAUUUUUCUUUUUCCUGUAAUUACUGAAAAAAACAUAACACCACUGUGCUACUGAGGCAGUAAAACUUUAUAUAAUAAGUAUUAUUUUCCUGUGAAUAACACUUUCAAAGGGAACUAAAAUAAAGUAUUAUUCCACAUACCUGUCCAAAGGAAUCUCCUCAUUAUGUCCUGCUGGAGUGAAAACAUCUGGAUCCGUCAUUUAGAGCAACACGUUCGGUGCUGUAAAUAAGUCAAAGUGAAAUGUCAGUAAACUUGACGUGAUAAGUAGCAAAACUUUCUCUUUAUAUUUACAGUUAUAUUUACUUCAUUUUGUUUGCAUCGGGUUGUUAAGUUUCACAUGAUAUCAUAUUUUAUUUUAAAAACCUUUUAACUGUGUUAUUUUUAGGUAUCUGAACAAAGGCUGUAUAAACUACCACAAAUCUACUAUGUGUACUGCAUGUCAUGGUAAAAAGAGAUCACAGUGUAUUUCAGUUCUAAGGUUUCACAUAUCAGGACAUAUUAAAGAAUGAUCAGGUCUUAAAUUGAAAAACUGCAGACCAAAAUGCAGAAGCAGAGUGUGAAACAUUAAGUGCGCUCCUUUAGCUGCGAUAAUCUGAAGUCAUUGUUUUCUGAAUGACUUUACGAGUCUCACGUGUCGUUGUGGAGGAAGUUUGGUCCAUUCUUCUUUGCUGCAGUGGUUCAGUUCAUUGAGGUUUGCGGGUAUUUGGCCUGCAGCAUUACAAUCGAGCUGAGAUCUGAAAUUUGGCUGAACCAUUGCAACAAUCAUUCUGUUGUAGAUUCGAUGUUGUGUUUGGGAUCAUUGUCCUGAUGUAUAACCAAAUUUAGGCCAAACGUAAGCUGUCAGACAGAUGGUCUCACAUUAGACUCAACAAUACUUUGGUAUGCAGAGGAGUUCAUGGUGGACACAGUGGCUGCAACCAACGUGCUUGACAGCUGUUAUGAAGUGUUUGUGCUGAUAUGCUGUGUUCAGUUUUCCCUAAACAUGGCGCCGUGCACAGUGACCACACAUGUCUGCUUUGGUCUUGUGGUUUAAUCAGAUGUAACCUAAGCAUCUCUACUGGCAACCCUUCCAAAUAAGCCACAUUUGUUAAGUCUUUUCUUUGAUAAUUGUUUUGUCAUGAACUUUAACAUUUAACAUGCUAACUGAGGCCUGCACAGUCUGAGCUGUAGAUCUUAGGGGCGUGGACCUUGUGGUGAAUUUGCUGGGACAUUUUCCACUUGUGAAUUAUAUUUCUCACUGUAGAGUGAUGGAGUUCAGUUUGUUUGGAAAUGACCUUAUGACCUUUCCCACACUGAUGACUGUUGCUGAUGUCUUUCAUCCUCAGCAUUGUGUCAACACACCUGAAUACCACAGACCUACAAACCUCUGAUUUUAUAAAGGUGCUCACACCUGCCAAUGAUUAGUUAAUCAAUGAUUAGUUAAUCAAAUGAUUAGUUAAUCA